Messenger RNA from Chondrus crispus (carragheen), 501 nucleotides. RefSeq lists its product as hypothetical. Bases 1 to 501 code for a protein of 166 amino acids. The transcript has a single exon. Lineage: Eukaryota; Rhodophyta; Florideophyceae; Gigartinales; Gigartinaceae. The record is from RefSeq and is a predicted model, not a curated record.
AUGAUUGGCUCGACAGCCGCGAGCGACGUUCUCCUGCGGCUGCUGCUGCUGCUGAGCAGCGAAUCGCACUGCUCUAGCACUGUCUGCGCUUGUGAACCUGUCGGAGGACGAGGAGCCGGCGGCUCUGACGCACGCGGACGCGGUGCGGCUCGCAGCGCAGGUGGUCCUGGACGCGGACGUCGUCGCGCUGCACGCGGCGCUGCUGUCCAACCUGACGCGCUUCGCGCCGGGCGUGGACGAAGCGGAGGGCGCGGACGGGUUUCGGGAGAGGGGCACGCUACUCGUGCUCGUGGAGAGGGUACCGAGUAUUCCGAAUGUGCUGCGGCUGUCGAAUGCGUGCGCGAGCCAGGAGGGGAGGGACGUCCUGUUGGUCGAGGGAAGGCAGGCGGAGAGACAGCUGUUGACGAGGUUGCUGAGAUUGCUGGAGGCGGGGGAGGCAGAGAAGAGGCUGGCGGGGGCGAGCUGGGUGCGGAACUGCGCGAUGGCGGACGAGUGCCAUGA